AACCUGCAUGAUCAAUUAGCCACAACAUUCUUGCUCAUAUUUCAUCCUGUCCACUAGAGCCCACGGAGCAACUUUUUUCCGGUUAUUUUUUAACCAAAUUUUGGUCACGGCAAGGAGGAGAUGAAAGUGUUGCGUUUAUCUUUACUGCUAUUCAUACUGCAACUGACCGUUUGGCAAGGAAAGAGUGCGUUUUUUGAUAAAGGUGGUAAAAAGAAACCAAGCUGGAAACAAAAGAUGAAGGAAUCGAAAAUGGGGAAAUGGGCCGCAAAAGCCGGCAACAAAAUUGGCCUGGCGUUCGGCGUAAAACUGAAACGAAGAUUAGCGGACGAUCCCCCACCCGUGAGGUUCAAUAUCAAGGGAACUGCCAUUUUAAAGAAUGGGAACCUUAAUUUCGAGUUGGCCGGCGAGAAAAUUCGACCUGGCCAAUCAGGACCGUCAAAUCCUAACUUUAAAGCUGGUUCUUCAUUAUCAACAGCUACACCCACAAAGGGAUCGACCACACCAACUAGUUCAACAACCGGCACUGCUAAAACCACUGGCACUGGUCCAAAGACUGGCACUAGUCCCACUACUGGCACUGGUCCCAAGACUGGCACUAGUCCAACAACUGGCACCGGUAAAACCACUGGAACGGGUCCAAAGAUUGGCGCUAGUAAGACUACUGGGACUGGUCCUACGACUGGCACUGGUAAAACUACUGGGACUGGUCCAAAGACUGGUACUGGUAAAACUACUGGGACUGGUCCAAAGACUGGCACUAGUCCAACGACUGGCACUGGUCCAAAGACUGGCACUAGUCCAACAACUGGCACUGGUAAAACAACUGGCACUGGUCCUCAGCCAGCCGCUCAGGUUGCACCCACUUCACCCUGCCCGCGACCCCUAAAUGUUUAUGUGAUAAUAGUCGCCAAUGAUUUGAAGAAAACGCAAAAUGCUUACCGAAGAGUCCACGGCUCCCCUGACCUAAGACUGGAUGAUCACAUGAUGUGCGAUGCUCAAAACUACGCUCAGAAAAUGGCCUCUAAGGGAGUCUUGGAGCACCAAUCGAGUGCAAUUCUCGCACGACGAGGAGUUGGAGAGAACAUUGGAAUGUCCUGCGUUCCUGCUCGAAAUGGUCCUUUGACCUACUUAAAAGUACAAAAAAUGGCAAGGAAUGUAGCUAAACGCUGGUAUGAUGAGGUAUGUCAGUACAACUUUGACCAGCCAAAUUUCAACUCCGAUACGGGACAUUUUACCGAAGUCGUGUGGUCUGGAAGCAGAAAGCUUGGAGUUGGUUACUCUGUCGGAAGAAACAUCAAAUUUCCUGGAUAUGUCUGUGUUUACGUAGUGGGACGGUACAGUCCUGCUGGAAACAACAUAGGACCACAAAAUCUAAGGAAUAACGUUAGGAGAGGGAACUUCAACGGUUCAUACUGCACACCAAAGAUAAAGCCACCUGCCUUUACCCUAGUUCCUCUUUAUAAGAGAAACCGCUUUGGUAACAAAGCUUUUUACAAUAAACGAGGUUAAGACCAAGUUUAACUGACCAUUAAGUCGACACAUACUGUAUUCCAAAUAAUAAAAAACAAGAAUUCGUAGCA
Molecule: messenger RNA, 1580 nt
Organism: Pocillopora damicornis (cauliflower coral)
Lineage: Eukaryota; Metazoa; Cnidaria; Anthozoa; Scleractinia; Pocilloporidae
Source: RefSeq, a predicted model, not a curated record